Messenger RNA from Xiphias gladius (swordfish), 1684 nucleotides. RefSeq names its product FXYD domain containing ion transport regulator 6 (gene fxyd6). Gene Ontology annotation, molecular function: sodium channel regulator activity. Gene Ontology annotation, cellular component: membrane. The record is from RefSeq and is a predicted model, not a curated record. The transcript has 8 exons. Bases 148 to 450 code for a protein of 100 amino acids. Gene Ontology annotation, biological process: regulation of sodium ion transmembrane transporter activity. NCBI's taxonomy places the organism in Eukaryota, Metazoa, Chordata, Actinopteri, Istiophoriformes, Xiphiidae.
ACAUCUAUUUUCCCAGGACAAGAAGUUGUGAGUAGGGUGCGCAUAUUGACAGAUGAGAAUAUCCGGAACGAAAGCCUUGUGAGACAAGCUGACUGAUUUUUGUGGGUGGAUAUCACUUUGUUGUCCGCCGGAGAAACAAGAGUUGCCAUGGAAACUAUUUUUCUCUUUCUCUCUUCACUCCUGGUGUGUGUGGCUGCUGAAACAGACCCACAGGAAAACGAAGAGAAAGUUGAAAACCCAUUUGUUUACGACUAUGAGAGUCUCAGGAUUUGGGGACUGGCAUUUGCUGUGGUGCUGUUCACACUGGGCAUUCUUCUCAUCCUCAGUCGGCGAUGCAAGUGCAGUCUCAACCAGAAACCCAGGGCCCCUGGAGAUGAGGAGGCACAGGAGGAGAACCUGAUUGUCUCCAAGGCUUCGGCGGCUGAAAAAGAGACUCCAGCAGAGAACUGAGGCAACGCCACGGGGCCAGACUGCCUUCUGAAAUGAUGAUCAGUGUUAUUUGAUAUUAAGCCACUGUAACAAUGAAGAAACUGUUGAUUAUUAUAACUGGUUAUAUGACAGGGUAAGAGGGGAGGUAUACAUUUAGAGGUAUAACAUGUACAUAAAUCUUGUGCCCUUAAGACAAACCUUUAGCCUGUUGUGCUCUGUUGUGACCGUGCCAGUCCCUCAGUUCUCUUGUCCGUCCCUGUGCCUUUCUGUGACAGUCUCUCAAUCCAGUUCUUUGUCUUAGUUAGUAGCACCUUUCACACAAGAUUGUCUUUUAAGCACUAGAAGAAUUUUUAAUGUUGUGUGGUCUGCUGUUCUUUGUUUUGUACUUCUGUUGCCUUUAGGUUUUAGGAUAUGUUGUUUAUUGAUAUUUUGUCAAUUUUGUCAAUUGUCCUGGAUAAUGCUUGUCACAUUUGGAUUAUUAUAUAUAUCCAUAUAUACAGUAUACAUAAAUAACUAAAUAUAAAAGUACAGCUAGUUUAUGGAUAAGAUAUACAGUUAAAUAUCAUUCAUUUAGAUCUAUGUUUGAGUGGUUGGGUGUGUUUGCGUGCACAUGUGGAUAUGUAUGCGUGCAUACCCUGUAUAUGUGUGACUGUGUGUACAUCACGAGUGCGUGUGUAUCUCUACAUGUAAAUGUGAUGAGCCUUAUAUAAGACAAUCUCAACUGCCACAGCUCUCUGACUGAGCAAAAGGAAUGGUUUGCAGGUAUCUGCAUGAGCUCCUCCACUGCAGUGUUUAAUCGUCUAUAGUUGAGUGAGCUCCUGCAUCAGCUGUCUCACUGCCUUCUUCUCCACACAUCCACUCCACUGCUCCGUCACUGGCUCCGCCAGGCUUAGGUAGUCUCCAGCAGCCUAUGAUUAGUUUCCCCAUACACACUCACUAGUGCCGCAAAUCUGUGAAGCCCGGUCUCUUUAUUUUUUCUGUUCUGUUUGUUUAAUAAAUUGCUUAGUGAGUCUUUCUAAUGUCAUGAUGCUUUGAAUGUCUCACAGAAUGAUCAUGUAGUACAUUUCUAAAAAAGAGAGACAAAGUUUGGGUGCUAAGUUUGAGAGAAGUGAAACUUAAAAUUGUUAUGUUAUUUCUGUGACUACAUUAAUAGUAGCCUAAUGUAAGCCAAAUCAUACCGAGAGAACAAAUGAACAGUCCUUUUUGUAAAUCUCCUGUCGAGUCAGGCUUUCACCAAUCUUAGGUCUGAGUAUAC